Messenger RNA from Pseudozyma hubeiensis SY62, 924 nucleotides. RefSeq lists its product as hypothetical. The coding region runs from base 1 to 924 and encodes 307 amino acids. The record is from RefSeq and is a predicted model, not a curated record. Lineage: Eukaryota; Fungi; Basidiomycota; Ustilaginomycetes; Ustilaginales; Ustilaginaceae. The transcript has a single exon.
AUGUUCCGGACUGGUGGAAGUGCCGUCGGUGAGGAGCGAGAUGGCGAGAAGUUGUUUGAUGACUUUCAAAGAGGGUUGAGGCUCGAUGACAAUACCAGUGGUAGCGAUGUGGUUGGCAACGCAGGCACACUCGAACAAAGCUGGAAUGCAAGCCAGGAAAGCGCAGGCUGGCAAAGCUGGAGUCUGGCUCAAAUGAGGUCGUUCGACACGUACACGCAACUAGACGCUCCUCUACACGAAUCUGUUCGCAACGAUCAUUCCCACAUUACAAAUGAUACGACCGCACCGCGUCAACUUCCGCACCCACCGGCAAACGCAUCCCUUGCUCAAUCCGACGACAUCUUCUCUCUGCUCGACGCGGAAUCUCAAUCCUCAGCACCGUCUCAACCGGAAGCCUCGCUGUCCUCCGCGGUCCUGUCCAACUUCUCCUCCACCUAUCGUCCACCCUCGCCCUCCCAUCCCAGCUUCAGCCGCGAACAAGCAGCCCUGCACCUCUCUCUCGCCGAAGCGCAAUCCUCCACCCAAUCUCAACGCGAUCUCGUCAUCCCUCGCCCCGACAACCCAUCCACCCUGGAAGGCGUCUACGCUCCCACACCCGAAGCCGCCCUCUCCUCCAUCUUCGCCACCACAGGCCGUGACGAAUCCACCGACGUCACCGAAACCGAAUCCAUCGACGACAGAGGCAGAACGGUCAUUAAGAAGAUCACAAAGCACUUUGAUGCUUCGAGCUACAUCGACGACGUCUACGGCAUCUCUCCCGUGUUGAAUGAGACGAUCGAGGAGGUGCUGAAACCGGACACCACGGGGGAGAACAGGGAGAAGGCUGUCAGAAGGUUGGAAAGUCUUUGGCGACAUAUCAGCAACUCGGGACCACAGAAUCAGGGCGCGGAUUGGGUGGAUGGUUGGUUGCUGAAGAAUACUUGA